This is a messenger RNA of Drosophila novamexicana, 6853 nucleotides long. It is a transcript of the gene eIF4G2, whose product is annotated as eukaryotic translation initiation factor 4G. NCBI's taxonomy places the organism in Eukaryota, Metazoa, Arthropoda, Insecta, Diptera, Drosophilidae. The record is from RefSeq and is a predicted model, not a curated record. Gene Ontology annotation, cellular component: eukaryotic translation initiation factor 4F complex. Bases 100 to 6519 code for a protein of 2139 amino acids. Gene Ontology annotation, molecular function: protein binding; mRNA binding; translation initiation factor activity. The transcript is spliced from 6 exons.
GCCACUGCGGUAGGAGAACACAAAAACGUAAACGUAAGCGUGAGCGCAGAACAGGAACAGUAAAAAAAGCGCAGGAAGCGAUCCUACGAAGGUCCUCCUAUGUUCAUGCCAACGGGAGGGGGUGGGAAGGGAAACAGGCCACAAUCAACACACCAGCAGAACCACAACCACCAGACCCAGCACCACCAGACGUCACACGGUCACACGCAUUCGCACCACCAUCACCAGAACCAGUCGCAACAACAGCAACAGCAGCAACAACAACAACAGCCGCCGCCGCAGCAGCAACAGUCGCGCAUCUCUCAUCUGCACCAGCAACAGGAUCAACAGCAGCAACAGGCAGCGCACGCAGUGUUCGUGCCGCAGCAGAGCGGGGUCUCGAGUCUCGGUAGUCUACAUCAUCACCACCACCCCCUACCGCAACAGCAACAACAGCAGCUGCAGCAGCAACAACAACAACAGCAGCAGCAGCAACAUCUUCAACAGCAGCAGCAGCAACAUCUUCAGCAACAACAGCAGCAGCACCAUAUACAACAGCAGCCGAUCAUCUUUUAUCCCAAUCAGCCGCCGCCGGCGCUGCCAUACGUGAACCACGCUCAACACUCGUCCAGCAGCAGUAGUAAUGGCAGCAGCGGUGGCGCCGCUCUACAACUGAGUGGCGCCGCCAGCAACAGCUCGCUGGGACAUGCCCAUGGCCAUAACCAUCACAGCCAUGGUCAUGGUCACGCGCAUGCGAAUGGCGUCCUUACGCCAGCCAGCAGCAAUACAAGUUUGGUGCGCGCCCUCAGCAAUCCGACGCUGCCGCCGCACUUUACGCAAUCAGCUGGCAUGAUCGCACCGGCCGGCGCUAAUGGGGGUGGAACUGGCACGGCCACCUAUAUAUCGGCAACCUAUAUGCCGUUCAAUCAUCCCGGCCUAAUUGGCGCACAGACCGUAGCGUUUGCAUCGAAUGGUGGUAACGCAGCGCCCGCUGGCGGUUUCUAUGCGACUGCAGCCCAACAGAAACAACAGUUGCCGUCUGGACAGCAGCACGGCGUUAAUCCUGGACCUGCCGCAAAUGCAGCACAACAACAGACCAUUACCUACUAUCACACGGCGCCGCUCAAUAACAACAGCAACAACAACAAUCCCGUAGGCAGCGCAGGCGGCAAUGGUGGCCAUCGUGGCAAUAUGCGCGGUGGGCAACGUUCGACGCCGCCGCAGCAGCCCAGCUAUUUUGCGUAUGCGGUGCCAUCAGCUGCGCCGCCGCCGCGUCCCACAUUGGUCAACAACGCAGCAGCGGCGGCGGCUGUCCAGCCACUUAUGAAUUCGCGGAGCACACCCCUAAAUGGAACGGCAGCGUUUCACAUGCCGCCAACAUUCUGUCCCAGCCUACCGAUUAUGCCGCCACCCAGCUUAAGCACGGCGCCGAUGAUAGCGGCCGCCGGGAUGAGUGCACCGGCGCCGGCUCCAACGGCCGGACUGCACACAUAUGCGCCUCAUUUGCAGAGCAGCAGUGCCACAGCCGUGGGACCCGUUCCUGGUGUGACUGGAUCGUUUUCGGCCACCUCACUGACCACAGCCGCCCAGCUGGCUGGGGGUGAUAAAUUCAAAGAGCGCCGGCAUGCUAUACCCAUCAUUCAUCCGGACACCAAGGAGAAUGUCCUGGAUCCAAAUUCAUCGGUUUUCAUCAAAAAAGACUCGAACUGCACACUCACAUCGAGUACGGGAAGCGAGAGCAGCAUUCCCCAAUACCAAUCGACCGCUAUAUCAUCGGAUUCAGGCUCAACUACCUUGAUGCUGUCCGGCGUCAUGGUGGAUCAUCAAAUGCAAACUGAGAAAGCUUCUCAGCCGGUCAGCGUCUGUCAGCCAGCCGCAUUUGCAUCAUCGCCCCCAUUGACCGACGAGGACAAGGUCAGCGUCAUUGUUAAGGACAUACUGGCCCACUCGGGCAAUCCAGACGAACACCUCAGCUUUUGGCAGUAUAAUGAUGUGGAUAAUGCCUCGGAAAAUGCAGCCGAGCUAGCCUGCGGUAACGUGGAUGCUCAUUUCGAUGACUUAUCGCCCACUGCUGGCAACAUGAACGUACCCGUGUUGUUCGAGGAGUCACUGGCCAGCAAGAAGCAGCGCCCCAAGUCGGCUAACAAGCAAAGCACCGCCACGCCAACAUCUAUAGCCAAUGCUGUGGCAGAGGCAGCCACCAGCAGCAACAAAGGAAUCAGCAUUCUAACCAGCAUCAAGCAUACUUCAGCGCCACAACAACAACAACAACCGCAGUCGCUGUCGCAGCAGCAGCCUCUCUUGCAAAAUCCAACAAAAACGAUGAGCACAAGCUUGGCAUCUGAUACGGUUCCAGCUAGUCCCACAAAGACCCAGAAACAAAAACCAGCUGUUCAGCAACAGCAGCAGUCGAGUUCUUCGUCAGCUGCCUCGACGCCCACACAUCAGCAAAAGUCGCAACAGCUCCAACAGCCGAAGCAAGUUAAGGGAGCGGCAGGACCGACAGGCACAGGCACAGGCCGAGGGCCAAGCCCAACUCCAGCGCCAACAGCUGGGCCAAGUCCAGGUUUGUCUGCAGCUGCCUUGCCGCAAAACAAUAUGAGCCGAAAGAAUCAGCGCAAGGCCCAGAAGCGCAAGGAGCAGGAGAAGAAAAAGCAAAAAGCCUCCGCCAACAUCACAAGCGGCACAACAGCCAGCGGCAGCGGCACCAGCAAUGUGGCCAACAACAAUAAUAAUAAUAAUAGCAGCAAGAGUGGUGCCACAAGCAGCUCAAAGAGCAAUGGGAAUGGAAACGGCAACGGCAACAAUAACAACAGUGCAACAAGUGGCGCCGAAACCUUCAUCACAUAUGUGACAACAACUAAAGCGACAGCCGCUGUCGCGUCCGCAACGCUGGACAAAACGGCGUCCUCGAUGACUGAUAAGCUUAGUGCAACUAGUAAUAAUUCUAGCUUAAGUUCUAGCAUAAGAGACAAGCAACCCAAAGAUCAGCCGCAGCAUUCUAGCAGCAACAAUGACGAUGCGGCUGCCAUCGAACAUAGAUUUGACGACAAGGAUAAAGACUCGUGUGAUAUGACACAGCAGCUGGACAAGCACAUGGCCAACGAGGAUAUUGUGGCCAAGUUUCUGCAAAAGAGUUUUGACGAUGCGCCCAGCCCAGCUGAGACACAGCUGGAAUUCCUAAACAGCAGCAGUUCCAUGUGCGACGACGAAGACUUACUAAGCGGUGCUUGCAUUGCCGAAAAGUUAACUGAGAGCAACGCAGGCAGCGGCGAACUAAUCGCUGAUAUUGCCAGCAAGUGCGUUGAGAGCAAUGUGGGCGAGCUGAAAUUUGGUGACUUUAGUGAGGAGACACCUGCACACAGUUCCAGUUUUAUUUGUAGCUCGACCUGGUCCAGCUCACAGCCCAUCGAUGUGACCAGCUCGCAGACCACCAUGUCAGAGGAUAAUGUGGAUUGUGCUCCAAAGGUUAGCACUCAAAAAAUUGAGGUGCCCGUCAAGAAGGCAUCGCCCAUGCAUCAGCCGGCCAAAAUAUCAGGCUCAAUUCAGAAGGCCGCCGGCGGCAAAACUCCGACUGCAACCGCCAAGAGCGCUACUAUCAGCAAAUUCAUAAGAUACAACAUAGAUGAGCUGCGCGAAUUGUCCAAGCUCAGUGAUUCACGCAAGCCGCCGCUGGUGCCCUGUCAGAAGGGCGACUGCAUUGCACAGCUUUUUGUUUCGCGACAGUCACAGCAGCAGCAACAGCAUCAUCACGCACAUAAUCCGCAUGGCCAGCAGUAUCAGCACGCGCACGAUUCGAUGGAUUAUGGUUCUGUUAAGCGCGGGCGUGGUCAUGGCCAUGGGCCGAAUAAGAAACAUCAUGAUGGCCAUCAACAGAUGGGCGGCAAUUCGAGUGGCAACAGCUCCGGGCCCGGCGGCAUGGGCAGCUCCAAUCAGCGGCACAUGGAUAUAAUACGUGUGCAGCUCUCGCUCAAAGAGGAGAUUAAGCUAUCGGAAUGCGAGAAUGCCUGGCAGCCGGAGACGCUGCGUCGCAUGUCCAUGUUCAGCACAACGGAACAAGACCCGGAUGAUGACAUGGAAGCGGUGCUGAAGAAAGUACGCGGCAUACUCAACAAACUGACCCCGGACAAUUUUGAGGUGCUGCUCAAGGAGAUGUCCAGCAUCAAGAUGGAUACCCAGGGCAAAAUGACAAAUGUUAUGCUGCUUAUAUUUGAGAAGACCAUCAGUGAGCCGAACUUUGCGCCUACCUAUGCGCGAUUCUGUAAGGUGCUAUUCCACGAGAUCAAGGCAGAGAACAAAUCGCUGUUUACCAGCUCGCUUAUCACGCGUAUUCAGCACGAGUUUGAGUCGAAUGUGAACGAUGCCAAUGCCAAGGCCAAGAAACUGCAGCCCACACAGGAACGCAUUAACGUGUGCACGGAUGCGGCCAAGAAAGCCGAACUGCGUGCCGAAAUGGAGGAUCUUGAGUAUCAGUUUAGGCGCCGCGCCUGGGGCACUGUGCGCUUUAUUGGCGAGCUAUUCAAGCUGCAAUCGCUGACCAGCGAUCGGGUGCUUCACUGCGUCGAAUCGUUGCUGGAGCAUGGCUGUGAGGAGAAACUGGAGUACAUGUGCAAGCUGCUCACAACUGUUGGCCAUCUGCUGGAGGCUGGCCCACCAGAGCAGUACCAGAGCGGUGUGCGCAUCGAGAAGAUCUUUCGCCGUAUCCAGGAUAUUGUACAGCGCUCACGUGGCAACAGCAACAAUAGUCGACAGCAUCAGCUUAACAUCAAGAUUAGCAGCCGUGUGCGCUUUAUGAUGCAGGAUGUGCUUGAUUUACGCUCGCGUAACUGGGAUCAGCCGGUGACAACUCACUCGACCGCUGGCAGUCGGCAGCGUCACAAACAGCACGACGAGCCCAAGGCACAGCCACAACAACAGCAACAGCAGCAGCACAGCGGACGUGGCGGCGGCCACCUGCCACAGCAACAGCAGCAGCAGCAGCAACAACAGUCGAACUACCAGUAUCAACAGCAGAAGCAACACCAUCAUCAUCAUGGCUACAAUGAGAGCAGCAAUUACUUUAUGCAAAAGGUGCCCAAGGCGCAGCAGCAUGAGAACCAAUCCCUAAGCAUAGAUCCCAACAAGCUGCGCUUCAGCAGCAGCAACAACGACGACGCAGUGACCGCCAAGCUGGGCAACUCCUCGCACUAUCAGUGGCGCAAUGCCAGCAAUCGUCCGGUCAGUGCAGCACCAGCGACACAGCCCAGUUUGCUCAAGCGCAUGCCGCCAACAACAAGCUCUUUUAACUAUCCGACGUAUCAACAGCAAACGACGCCAGCGGCAGUCGGGCCCCUUGCCGCCAACAGGAACAACAACAUGGAGCCCAGCAGCGUCGAGGUGGAUUUCGAUGGGAAACAGUGUCAAGAGAUGCUCACAAAGCUGGUCGAAGAAGUGCUCAGCACCCGAGACUGGCAAACGGAAGUGCUAGCCAUUUGGCGUAAUUCAAAUGCCAAGCAACAGGCUGCUGUGGCCAUCAUAUACUAUGUCCUGAUAGAUUACGUGCAUCGUGCGGAAGUCAAGCGACAACAGCGCUUGGCAUGCGCCAAUGUCUUUUCGUACCUAAUGCAGCAGGAGGCAUUCGGCAGAGGGAGCUUUGCUCAGGCGUACGGCCGUUUCGGGGAGGAGUUUCGCGAUCUGCUGGUGGAUGUGCCCAACGGCUGGACCUAUGUCUUUGAGUUUCUCGGACCCAUAAUGCAUGAGGGUGGUCUCGAGUUCAAGGAUGUGUGGCAGCAGCGCUGGCUCGAGGACCCACAAUUCACGGAACGCUUUGUACGCGCCUUUGUCAGCUACUUUGUUCAAGAAUUUGGCGCCGGAUAUACACACAAGCUGUGGCAUGUGGACAGCAAACUGGAUCGAGGCCAGUUAUUUUGGAGCGAUGCUCGCAAGUAUCGCGACUUUUUGCAGUCGAAUAGCUUUCAGUUUCUGGAGCCGAACAGCACAGGCACAGCUAGUAUGCAGCGGCCCAAGGUCGCACGCACCCAGGCGGAGCAUGUGGAACGGAUUAGCUAUUUGCUGCGUCUGUCCAGUGACACCGCCAUCGAUUAUAUCAAUACCAAUGUGCAUAUUAAUGUGAAUUUUGUGCGUCACCUUACCAAAUUCCUUUGCUGUGAUUUCGCAUUAACUGUGAUCAGCAAUACAUCAGCCAAGAACUACAAUAACAACCAUAGUACUAACAAGAAUAAACUGCAACUGCAGCUGAAUGUGGAGAGCUUCCGGAGACAUUGUACUCCGCUGCUGCGGCUGUGCAUUGAUGCGCAGGAGGCGCACGAGAUUGCAUGCAUCGAGGAGACGGUCGAUGCGCUGCAGGAACACUUUGCGCUUGAAAUGGAGGAUGAGAUGGCCGCGGGCGAGACCAUCUGCAGCACCUGGAGCGUACUGUACGACUGUGAGGUAAUAUCGCGGGACUCGUUUGAUAAGUGGUUCAAGCAGGAAUUGGAACAUUCCGCCGGAUACCCUCGGGCCCUUAUGGACAAAUUGCGUGCUUUUAUCGAGGAAAUGUAAAGACAGCACCGCCCCCGCCCACACCCAAUGCAGGAACAACUACAACUACAACAACAACAACAACAACAACGAAGCAAAUAGCAGGCAAAAAAAUAUAUAAAAACAAAACACAUAUUUAUAUGUAUAUGACAAUUGAAACAGCGCCAUUUGGCCUUUAAAUCAUACACCACGCGCGGUCGUAUAUGCAUACACACCUAUAUAUACACCUCUAUACAAACAGACAGAAACCACUUUUACAUUGCAAUUGAAACAAACUGAGAAACAAACAAACAGACGACAAACAACGGCAUAUAUUAUAAACUAUUGCAAUAAAAAAUAUACAAAACGCAUAAAU